AUGAAUGGAUUUUUCCAAAUCAACACGUACUACAAUGAGUUUAAGCAAGAGCCAGACGCCGCUUAUGUCGCUACUCCGAUCCAGCAUCAGCAAGACCAACAACAGCAGUCUUUGCAACAGCCAACAAACGCCGUUCGUGACGGUGGCGUCAGCACGGAUCCCUCGUCGUUGAACAGGCUCAUCAAACCGUCGGACUUGACCAAGAACCAGCGGAGAUUUUUGAACGAGAGUGAAGAAGCACGCGAGAAGCGACUGGCACGGAACGCCGAGCGGAUGCGUCAAAAGCGCGCUUCGGAAACUGAGGAGCAAAGUCGUAAGCGUAUGGCAGAGAACGCGGAACGCAUGCGAAAGAAACGAGCCGCCGAGACCGAGGAAGAAUACCAGUCAAGAAUGGAGCGAAAUGCGAUGUUCAAGUUGUCCGAUGAAUAUCGGCGGCGUUUAUCAGAAAAUGCGGAGCGCAAUCGCCGCCGACGACAAAACGAGUCGGAGUUAGAACGAAGUAUCCGACGAGCACGCAGUGCUGCCCGGGAACGCCUCCGACGAGCAAUGGAAUCCCCGGAACAGCGCGCCGUGCGAUUGGCAAAGUUGGCCGAAAGAAUGCGCAUCACCCGGGAGCGGCUUUGGAGCACCAUCGAAACACCUGAACAGCGUACGGAACGUUUGGCUAAGCUAGCCGAGCGUAUGCGUAUUGCCCGAGCCAAUGAAACACCGGAACAGCGCGCUAUUCGGCUGGCUAAAAACGCAGCACGUGCUAGGCAACGAUUCCUUAAUGAAUCUCCCGAACAGUGGAUCGAGCGGAAGCGGAAAAAGGCCGAAUACGCCCGCCAGAAACGUGCCGCAGCAGCUUCAAUUGGAAGUGCGACGAUCUCACCUACCACCACCACCAUCAGUCAUGGAAGUUGCUUGCAGCAUGCGGCGAUGGAUUCUUCUCACUUCCCUAGCCAUACGCCCACCACCUUGCCGGAAAUGUUACUACAUUCGUCUGUCCCGCAAUCGACUAAUGCCGGCAGCUCGACGUUUUUGGUAAACUCCAAAGAUGGCGGUAAAUCGGGAAUGUCUUCUAAAACUAUGAUCCCAAGCGGGCCUGUACAAGUGCAACCGGAGCAAAUCUACACCACACCGCAGGUCGUAUUUAGUAGCGGAGAUUUCAAACAACACCAGUUGCUGAAUGGCCAACAUUUAGUCAUGCAGUCCGUUCCAAACUGUUCUGGUGCCCUAUAUAAGCUUUUACCCUAUCCGUUCCCGACGUCUACAGCAUCUACUCCGGUUGUAACGCAAUUGGAUAAUUCAAGUGCAUUCAAAUCCAAACAACUAUGAGCGCAAGAUGCACCGCUGCAUUAAUUGCUGAAUGCGGGCAAAAUAUUACAAUUUAUCCAAGUAGAACAAGUUACAACCAGAUAUUCGAUUGUAGCAAUAGGAUAUAGCAAUUUUCAAUAUUCCAAGACGUAUUUUUUAACUGAUUGCAAUUGUAUUGCAACUCUGUGGUAUAAAUUGCCGACUUUCUUCCAUUAGAUUCAAUUCAAAAAGAUAGCAUUUUCAAUUACCAACGCACUCAAUUGAAACUAUGAUAUGGAAACUCUUAUUUAUUUAGUAUCUAUUCGGCACAUUUAUACAAAAAACAGAAAAACAACUGACCGCCGCCAGAUCUGUAGUACGAUGUUUGACUUGAUUUUAUCUUUCAGCAAGAUUUGUGAAUUUAAGUUAGGAUGCUUCAUAUGCUGACCGUUUGUGCUGCUAAUCGAUAAAUACGAUCAGUAAUUAAUUGU
Molecule: messenger RNA, 1766 nt
Organism: Anopheles nili
Lineage: Eukaryota; Metazoa; Arthropoda; Insecta; Diptera; Culicidae
Product: GRB10-interacting GYF protein 2-like
Exons: 1
Coding region: 1-1317 (438 amino acids)
Source: RefSeq, a predicted model, not a curated record